Messenger RNA from Branchiostoma floridae (Florida lancelet), 1879 nucleotides. RefSeq names its product eukaryotic translation initiation factor 2 subunit 1-like. Gene Ontology annotation, molecular function: ribosome binding; RNA binding; translation initiation factor activity. NCBI's taxonomy places the organism in Eukaryota, Metazoa, Chordata, Leptocardii, Amphioxiformes, Branchiostomatidae. Gene Ontology annotation, cellular component: eukaryotic 48S preinitiation complex; eukaryotic translation initiation factor 2 complex; eukaryotic translation initiation factor 2B complex. The record is from RefSeq and is a predicted model, not a curated record.
CAUGCAUCACACAACUUCCUUGCAUCAGACAUCGGGUUUUCUACACGUGUGACAAGAUUUCCUAAAGUUUCCGUCGUUUCUUGUCUGUGUAAGAAGAAUUCAUAAGAUUGAGAUAUCGUGACGAUGGCGCCAUCCUGCCGCUUCUACGCAAAGCGGUUUCCCCAGGUUGAUGAAGUUAUCAUGGUGAAUGUUCGGUCCAUCGCAGAGAUGGGGGCGUACGUCAGCCUCCUGGAGUACAACAAUAUUGAAGGUAUGAUCCUGCUGAGUGAAUUGUCCCGACGACGUAUCCGUUCCAUCAACAAGUUGAUCCGAGUGGGUCGUAACGAGUGUGUGGUGGUCAUCAGAGUGGACGAGGAAAAGGGAUACAUUGAUUUGUCCAAGAGAAGAGUGUCCCAAGAGGAGAUGGCUCAGUGUGAAGAAAAGUUUGCCAAGGCUAAGGCUGUGAACAGUAUCCUGCGGCAUGUGGCACACCUGCUGGAGUACCAGCACGAUGAGCAGCUGGAGGAUCUGUACGUGCGCACGGCCUGGGCCUUUGAUGAUGAAAAACCUGGGAGUGCUUAUGAGAUGUUCAAGAAGGCUGUCUCUGAGCCCCAGGUCCUAUAUCGAGGUAGCAUGUUACGGCUAUGAGGGUAUAGAUGCUGUGAAGGGAGCAUUGAGAAAAGGACUAGCUCUCACCACUGAAGAUAUGCCCAUUAAGAUCAACCUGAUUGCCCCACCGUUGUACGUGAUGACAACCCAGACAUUAGAGCGGACGGAGGGUGUUCUCCUUCUGCAGAAGGCCAUCAAUGCCAUCAAGGAGGACAUCGAGGAGGGCGGUGGAGUCUUCAACGUUCAGAUGGCACCCAAGGUAGUGACAGACACAGAGGAAAUGGAACUGGCCAAACAGCUGGAGAAGCUGGAGGCUGCCAACAGGGAGGUGGACGGGGAUGAUGACUAUGAUGAGGAAGAAACAAAAUAAGAUCCUGUAUGCCCUACAGAUGAAGAAAAAAUGUCAUUCUUAUUAUUUGUGUUCUCAUAAGAAUGGGGGAGCCUUCAAGCCAGUCUUAUUCAUAUUGGCAUGUGUACCCUCUCAUUGGAGAAUUCAUGCAAGAUUUGUUGUGUUUAAAAAAAAUGGCCCUCCCCUUUACUGGCUUUUGCUGGUUGUAGAUCAUGUAAAGAAUCUCAUCUAAUUUUAAAAUAUGUCACCUUUCACUUCUACUUGUAACACAAGCAGACUGUAUUUGAACAGUGAUGAGACCAGACUUUAUUAUAGGGUCAUGUUUUGCUAUAAUGAAUAUUUCUCCAAUGUCUAACAUAUCUGUAAUAUUAUGUUGACAUUAUUCUAAAGUGAGAAAGUUGAUUGGUAUAGACCAAUAGCUAUAGUUAUCAAAACAGACAUUUUUGAUAUGGUACAUUCUCAUAUUAUCUGUGUCAGUAACGUUGAGAGUACAUUGGAUUGGCCAAGAAUAAAAGAAGAGCAUUGUGCUGUACAUGCAAAGGAUGUAGGUUAAGAUCAGAUCCAUUUCCUAACACAACAUCAUGUAUAACUUAAAACUACAUGUACCAUGAUAACAUGGCCGGGAGCAUUAAUUUGUCUACUCUAAGAAGCAUGCACUGAACUACAUGGAUGGUAGUGGUUGUUUAGUUCAAAUUAUACCAAGACAGAUAAAUGUACAUGUACAAAUUCAUAUGCAUUUGAUAUGGUACACUGGCUUGAGAGUCAACAUUUCCAAUAAUAGUACAUUUCUUUAUGUGUGUAGUGAGCCCCAGCACACUACACACAUACAGCAAGGCAAGGAAAAUGUUACCAUGUAGCUUGAAUUGACUUAAUUUCACAAUGUUCAUAAUAAACCAUACAUCUAUACAGCUUUUGUAUUCAAUUUUGUAUCAAAGCCUGUUC